UAAACAUUGUAAUGUUUUUAGGAUUUCUCUCGCAAUUGCUAUAGCUAUUUUUCCCCAAAAGCCAAAUUUACUAUGGAAGAUGAAGAUGACGAAUACAUUUCGUAUGGAACAGCUUUGCCUGAAUACGAAGAUGAAGCAAUCUUAAGAAAGAAAGCUGCAAAAGAACUACAAGUGAGAGAUGAAAAAGGGAGGCAACGUUUUCAUGGAGCUUUUACUGGAGGCUUUUCUGCUGGUUUUUUUAAUACAGUUGGAACAAAAGAAGGGUGGGCACCAUCUACAUUUGUUUCUUCUAGAAGUAAAAUUGCAGAUCGAUUCCAACAAAAUCCUGAGGAUUUUAUGGAUGAUGAGGAUUUUGGAGAAUUUGGUAUUGCUACAAGAAAAAUACACACAACUUUAGAGUUUCAAGAUCCAUCAGAUAACGUUACUCGUAAGAGGAAAUUUGUGGACAAUGACAGUGUUAUUCCUGGUGAAGCCCCUCUGAAAGACUUAGUAAAGCCAAUAAGAGAUUCCAUUGGAAUACAAAUUUUGAAAAAAUUAGGAUGGCGUCCAGGACAAGGGAUUGGACUAAGAAUAAAGAAACAAUCUCCAGCUGUUAAAGUAUAUGGUUGCUCUCUUCCUGAUACUUCACUUCUUGAAGCAGAGGAUCCGACUAUGUUGUCAUUUACUUUCGCUCCAGAAGAUACUGAUGAAAUAUUUUAUAGGCCAAAAGAUAAUUAUUUCGGUCUUGGAUAUACAGGUCUUUCAAAACAGUCAGUGUUGACUUCUGCCUCUGAUGCUUUUGCUCCUACCACUACAAAAUCGUGGCUAACAAAAGACAAGAAAAAGAUAUCAAUUUCAGGGCAGGCAUUUGGUGUGGGUGCCUAUGAAGAUGAAGAUGAGGAUAUUUAUUCAAAAGAUGACAUGUCCCAAUAUGAUUUUUCUGAACUUGUUCCCAAAGAAAAAGAAUUUGAAAGUAGGUCUAAGAAAAAAUUAGAUUGUGAAAACAGUGUUUUAGAAGGAUUUUGUGUUGCCAUAAAUCCUGCUUCUGUAAAAAAGUAUUAUCCUCCUCCUCAUUUACCACCUAACUACAAACCCAUUUCUAAAUUGCUUCAAAAAAAUUAUGAAUCAGAUUCAAGGAAAACCAAAUCUCGCCACAGUCUGUCUUCAACAGAGCGUUCAUUUAUACUUGGAGAGAAAAAAUUUCAGUCAGUUCCAUUGAAUAUUGUUAAAAAAGAUGUAGAAAAAACAUUUGAAAAUCAAAAACAAGCAGACAUCCUUUUACUGACUAAAAAUGCUCAUAAUUUUCGACCAUUUCCAAAUGACUCAGAUAAGCAACAACGAUAUGAGAGUUUUUUAAAGCUUCAAAGUAUUGGAGAAACAGAAAAAUUAAUUCAACCUCCUAAUAUGACAGAAUGGGAAAAACAGCAAGAACUAGAAGAAUUUACUCGUGCAGCUGUUCUAUUUAAGCCUCUAUCAAACGCAUUAAGUUCUCGCUUCGAAUCUCGCUCACAUUUAAGUGUUGAACAUGAAGUUAUGUCAGCUUUAGAAAAGAAAAAGGAGGAAAAAAAGGAAAAGAUCCCUUUGAAGAAAAUUCUUGUUGGUUCUUGUAAUCGAAGAAUUGUAGAUUGGUUUCCUGCUUCAUUGAUAUGCAAACGGUUUAAUGUUCCUAAUCCUUAUCCCAACUCAUCUUCUACUGGAGUUCCAAGUACUCAAAAAGGGCUCAGUUUAUUUGACCAUAUUUCAUUUAAUGAGAGAUCCCCAGAAGAAACUAACAACACAACAAUUUCUUCUCUGGAAAGAGAUUCCAGUUCUUGCUCAGCAGAAAAUAUAAGUAAAAUCCAUGAUAUAUCACCAAAGGAUAACUUUUCAUUUGACACAGAAAAUCGAAAAAAUCUUGAGGACGUGACCUCUGAGAAUAAACGGCCACCAAUGGAUCUGUUUAAAGAUAUAUUUGAGAAUUCUUCUUCUGAAGAUGAAGACUCAUCAAAUAAAAAAGAUAAUUCUGAAAAUCAAGUCAAUUUAGAAACUGAAUCUGAGUCCAAAAUAAAUAGUGAUAUUACUUGUGAUUCUCCUCAUAAUGUGCCUUCCCAAGAGAAAAAAAUUUUGACUCCCAAAGUUGGAUUUGGUGUUUUUGCUAACUUGGACCUUGACGUAUUGAAUCAGAGAACUGUCACUAAGGUUAAUGUUCAAAGAAACGAUCUUGAAACUGAAAUUGAAGUUCAAACUACAGCUACUUCUCUACCAAAGGAACCAGAAUCUUUGAGCUCCAGUAUUGAUUUGUACGGUCCAGCGUUGCCUCCAAACUAUUCAAGUUCUCCUUGUCCUGUGUCAUUCUCAGAUAAAACUUUGUCAACAAAGCAUGCAAAACAUAAAGCAAAGCAUAAGCAUAAACAUAAACACUAUAAGCAUCAUAAGAGUCACAAACGGAAGAAAAAAUCUAGCAAAAAUGAUUUAGAAUCAAGUAAUUCAUCCGACGGAGAUAGUAAUGAUGAUGUUGAUACAUUGAUAAUAGAAAAAUUGAAGAAACUUCAAAAGAAAAGAGUUUGAAGCUCGGAAAUGGCUCAUUAUACAAUCAAUCUGUAUUCCAAUGGUUAAAUUUUAAAUUGUAUAUAGUGUACAAAAUAAAAAAAAAUUAAUUU
Molecule: messenger RNA, 2618 nt
Organism: Uloborus diversus
Lineage: Eukaryota; Metazoa; Arthropoda; Arachnida; Araneae; Uloboridae
Product: G patch domain-containing protein 1-like
Exons: 17
Coding region: 73-2526 (817 amino acids)
Biological process (GO): mRNA processing
Cellular component (GO): nucleus
Molecular function (GO): RNA binding
Source: RefSeq, a predicted model, not a curated record